AAUCAAAUCCACUGGGAUCUUGGUUUCAUCCGAUUGGUCAGGGAUGCUGCAACAGGGGGGGGCGAGAACAAUAGCAUCAUUCCGGCAUAAAAAGAGUGGAGCUAUGCCUUGGAGACGAAAACAUUUCAGCAACAGAAGGAUCGAUAUACUGUGGAGAUAAAGUCCCACAAGCUUCUAGUGUUGCCAUAUUUUUAACAAACCUGGAUACUCGAGACAUCACCCGCCUCCCCGAAGUGCCUUUCAGCUGUGACUCGCCAAGAUGCCCAAAGGGUUCCUGGUAAAAAGAAACAAGAAAUCUGCACAUGUUUCCUACAGGACUCGGUCAGACGAAGAUGACCUCCAGGAGCCACCCACCCCAGCUGCCUUGCAGAGUCAUCCGGACCCCUCCCCGCCCAUGUCCGGGGCGUCUAGUCCGGACCGCGCCGCAGCAUCGCCGGAUUUCACAGCAGCUGAUGCCCCUGUGCCAAGACUGGAGAAGCCGGCACAGUUCGGCAACCCGGAGGCGGUGUGCCAAGCCCUCUACAGCCCCACCCGGCCCAUCAGCAAAGAGCACGACAGGGGAUAUUUUGAGCGAAGUUUCAAUCUGGGCUCGCCUAUUUCUGCCGAGUCAUUCCCGACACCUGCGUCCCUCUCCGGUCUGGAUCAUCUCCUGUACGCACCGGUCGACCUGAAGAUCGGCACCAGCAACAGCAGCCGUAGCGGCACCAUCACCACCAGCAGCAGCAGCAGCAGCAGCAGUAACAGCAGCAGCAGUAACAGCCUCCCGGCCCCAAACAACCGGCCUGCCACCAAAAGACCCGCAACUGAUGCUCCGGAGCGCAAAACUAAGCCUGCGCCCAAGAAACCCAAAGCCAUUAGAAAACUCAACUUUGAAGACGAGGUGACCACUUCUCCUGUGCUGGGGCUCAAAAUCAAAGAGGGGCCGGUGGAGAUGAAGCCCAGGGCGCAGACCUCCGGAGGAAACAAGCCUUUAGGGGAGUUUGUGUGCCAGCUGUGCAAAGAGGCGUACGCGGAUCCUUUCUCUCUGGCUCAGCACAAAUGCUCCCGCAUCGUCAGGGUCGAGUACCGGUGUCCCGAGUGUGACAAGAUGUUCAGCUGCCCGGCCAACCUCGCCUCUCACCGCCGCUGGCACAAACCCCGGACCGCCGGGCCACCUGCGAUGCCCCCCGCACAGGGCAUCAAACCUGAAAUGGCCAAAAUGCCACCGCUGGGGGUCAAGUCAAUCUCCGACGAAGCCAAAGACAUGAGUGACAGAGACACCCCUAGUCCAGGUCUGUCCGAGUCGGGUUCUGAAGAUGGUUGUUACGACUGCCAGUUCUGCGGGAAGAGGUUUAAGCGACAGGCAUACCUAAGAAAACACAUCAUGGGACACCAGGCCUUGCAAAAGAAAGUGUUGGAGGAGCACGGGUUUCAAAGCAGCGAGCGCGCAGUAGAGCAGCCUCCGGUGUCCUCCUCCUCCUCAUCCUCAUCAUCAUCCUCAGCAUCCUCCUCCUCCUCCUCAGAGGAAGCCUCAAACCAAAGCCCCCUCAAUCUGAGCCCGGUGGACUGCCUACUGUGCCCGGUGUGCGGGGAGAGUUUCACCAGCAGGGCCGGCCAGGAGAGACACCUGCGCCUCAUGCACUCCUCCCAGAUUUACCCGUGCAAAUACUGCCCCGCCACUCUCUACAGCUCACCGGGGCUCACCAGGCACAUAAACAAGUGCCACCCCUCGGAGAACAGGCAGGUGAUCCUGCUGCAAAUGCCGGUGCGCCCUGCCUGCUAAAGACAACACUAAACUCGUGCCUUUAACGCAGGAAAAAAAAAAAAAAGAUAAAAAAGAAAACAAAAAAAGUGGCUUUGGGGUUAAAAAAAAUAAAGAGUCUGUGAUGCUCACUGCCAUAACUUUAGGCCAAUGAAAGGCAGGGCGGUUUGAUGUUUCAGUGGUGUUUAUGAGGUGUCUUUUCCAUGCCAAUCAGUGAUUGUUGAAUGCUUCUCUCUAUAUUUGAAUUACAUAUAGGCCUAUUUUGAGAUUUUCUUUCUCAAAUUAGUUUAUCAAGAAAAAAAAGAAUACAAAGCGUUAGUUUGACUGUUAAAGGGUAUUUUUCUAGGACAGCACGUGUACUCAAUGAUAGCUUCUAGACCUAAGAAAUGUCUUAAUUCUCAGAAACCCUUUCCCCAUUCAAAGCCUUUUGGAUUCACCGACCGUGAUUGCUCUAUCACUGUAGCUUUACGCUAGUUUGUGAAUGACAGAACUUAUCAACUUUGUCUUGGUGGAAAAAAAAGAGUGACUGAAGCAUUCCCUGUUUAGUAGAACCACAAAUGCCUUUAGUAUACAAAUAAGCCUAGUCCGAAAUAGCCUACAUACACAUCCAAAUCCCGCUGUAUAACUGCCUUAAAAGAAGUCAACAUAGAUUGUUUUAAUUUUGAAUGCUGGCACAUAUUUUAUUAUUGAAGAUUGUUGCAAUAUUUUUCAUCAUAAGUUUAUUUAUUUAUUUAUUCUAAUUAUUUUAUGUAACUUAUUGUUGUGUUUGUUGUGAUUUUUCUGUGAAUCGUUCUGGCAGUUUACAUGUCGUAUAGCCAAAAUGUUUUCUUUUGUUUUUGAUUUCUUUUUUUUUGUCAAAUUUAUGAGUUGUGAUAAUUGUCGUGGGUCGGGUUUUAAUCUUCAAUCUCCACAGCUCUUGUAAAAAAAAAAAAAAGAAAAAA
This is a messenger RNA of Sphaeramia orbicularis (orbiculate cardinalfish), 2682 nucleotides long. RefSeq names its product insulinoma-associated 1b (gene insm1b). Lineage: Eukaryota; Metazoa; Chordata; Actinopteri; Kurtiformes; Apogonidae. Gene Ontology annotation, cellular component: transcription repressor complex; nucleus. The transcript has a single exon. Gene Ontology annotation, biological process: neuron differentiation; negative regulation of transcription by RNA polymerase II; regulation of cell cycle process. Bases 260 to 1762 code for a protein of 500 amino acids. The record is from RefSeq and is a predicted model, not a curated record. Gene Ontology annotation, molecular function: RNA polymerase II cis-regulatory region sequence-specific DNA binding; DNA-binding transcription repressor activity, RNA polymerase II-specific.